AUGAAGUCAGUCCUCCUGGAAUUUACAAAUCUUUCAGUUCUCACUUCAAAUCUGAAUAAGAGUGAAGUGUUUUUAGCAGGAGUUAGUGACGAAUUAGGAGCUCAGCUAAGCGCCAUUUUGGGGAUGCAGAGAGGCUCAUUUCCAGUUAGAUAUCUUGGCGUGCCCUUAAUCAGCACAAGGUUAUCUGUUUCUGAUUAUGCGCUGUUGAUUGAGAAGGUUCAGAAGAAGGUGAGAGGCUGGAAUUCAAAGCUAUUAACAUAUGCUGUUAGAUUGCAGCUUGUGGAGUCUGUUUUACUGAACUUACAGAUUUAUUGGAGUAGCACAUUCUUGAGGCUGUCCUCACUGCUUUCUUAUGGAAAGGGACUCCUACAGCUAAGGCAGGGAACAAAGCAACACCAAUUCCCAGUGAUUGCUCAUGGUACCGAAGGAACCUACUUCAACUCCGGUCAGCUGCUCGUCUCUACAUCAUUUCAACCAUUAGCAGUGGUGACUGGUGAGGACACAUUCCUAUGGCAUGAUAACUGGCAUGCUAGGGGCCCUCUCCUCAACUACUGUGGUCCAGAUAUUGUUAGGCAAUAUGGAAGCUCCCUACACGCGAAAGUAUCUUCUAUUAUCCAACAUGGAAUAUGGAUGCAGCCAACUGGGAGUAGGAGAACUGCUGCUGUAGUGGAUUUCAUACAGUACUUACCCCCUACUGAAUAUUUGGAUCCCUCCAAUAAAGAAUCAGUUAAAGUGGAUGGUUAG
Coffea eugenioides is the source of this 744-nucleotide messenger RNA. RefSeq lists its product as uncharacterized. Lineage: Eukaryota; Viridiplantae; Streptophyta; Magnoliopsida; Gentianales; Rubiaceae. The transcript has 2 exons. The coding region runs from base 1 to 744 and encodes 247 amino acids. The record is from RefSeq and is a predicted model, not a curated record.